Molecule: messenger RNA, 658 nt
Organism: Adelges cooleyi (spruce gall adelgid)
Lineage: Eukaryota; Metazoa; Arthropoda; Insecta; Hemiptera; Adelgidae
Product: probable RNA-binding protein EIF1AD
Exons: 2
Coding region: 26-469 (147 amino acids)
Biological process (GO): translational initiation
Cellular component (GO): nucleus
Molecular function (GO): translation initiation factor activity; RNA binding
Source: RefSeq, a predicted model, not a curated record
ACAUCAGAAGCUUGGUACAGUUGGAAUGUCGAAAGCGACUAAACGUAAACAUGUCCAGAAGGAAAUGCUCAAUUCAGAUUGGCUGGGGCCUACGGGUGAUCAGCGUUUGGUGCGGAUAGUUGCGGGACGUGGAAACAAUCUUCAUGAAGUUUGUUCUGUAGAUGAUAAUGAAACAUUUUUAGUGUCGAUGCCAGCAAAAUUUAGGCGUAAUGUUUGGGUCAAGCGAGAUGAUUAUGUUGUGAUUGAGCCAAUCCUCGAAGGAGAUAAAGUACGAGGUGAAAUAGUACGUGUAUUGACAAGAGAAGAUGUCAAAAUGUUGAAACAAAAAGGUUGGGGUAAAAAAGAUUACGAUGAUGAAAUUGCACCCAACACUAAUCGACCUAUUGUCACUACAAUCAGCGACUUGAGUGGUACAGACACUGACACUGAUCAUGAUGACCCGUCUGAAGACACCGAUUACUCUUCAUAAAAAGGCCAGAUCUACUUCCCUUCUGUGGCACCAUGUGCUAACAAAGACUAUAUUCUGUUAAUAUUUUGUGAUUUAUGUAUUAAGUUAAAUAUAUGGAAAGUAACAAGUCUAAGUACCUAUUUAUUUUUAAGAAUAAUAUCUAAUAAAUAUAUUGUGUAAUAAAAUGUUCAAAAUAAUUGUACUAAUCUA